Molecule: messenger RNA, 2356 nt
Organism: Durio zibethinus
Lineage: Eukaryota; Viridiplantae; Streptophyta; Magnoliopsida; Malvales; Malvaceae
Biological process (GO): proteolysis
Cellular component (GO): vacuole
Molecular function (GO): dipeptidyl-peptidase activity; serine-type exopeptidase activity
Source: RefSeq, a predicted model, not a curated record
ACAGAAUUGACAGACCACCCUCUCCCCUGCUUACGCUUUUACCUGAACCUAACCUCACCUCCUCCAACUCUCCAGGCUUCCCAACCAACACAGCGAAGCAAACAGAUGAAUAGUUGAGUUUGUUCAACAAAACUCGACCCCAGAAAUGGCAAGUCCCACAGUCUCCUUCCUCCUCAUCAUCAUUACCACCGUCCUUUUGCCAUCCCCUUCAUCAUCCCUAACAUCACAACCGUCCAAUUUCUUUCCUUCCAAUAAACCCCCGCGCUUCCUCGGCAAACACUCACACCCAAUCAAAACCAACCACCAACAAUACCGUUAUGAAACCAGGUACUUCUUUCAACCACUGGAUCACUUCAGCUUCUCCGAUCUUCCGAGGUUCCGGCAACGCUACCUUAUCAACACCGACCACUGGGUGGGCCCAUCUCGUCUCGGCCCAAUCUUCCUCUACUGCGGCAACGAAGGUGAUAUCGAAUGGUUCGCCGUCAACACCGGUUUUGUCUGGGAGAUCGCCUCUCGCUUCGGUGCCAUGGUUCUCUUUCCAGAGCAUCGGUAUUAUGGGGAGUCAAUGCCGUAUGGAAGUAGAGAAGAGGCUUAUAAAAAUGCCACUACUCUUUCUCAUCUCACAACAGAGCAAGCGCUUGCGGAUUUCGCAGUUUUGAUUACUGAUUUGAAGAGGAAUUUUUCUGCUGAAGGGUGUCCAGUUGUUUUAUUUGGCGGCUCCUACGGAGGAAUGUUAGCGGCAUGGAUGAGGCUGAAGUAUCCUCACAUUGCUGUUGGGGCGCUUGCUUCAUCAGCACCAAUUCUUCAGUUUGAAGAUAUUGUGCCACCAGAAACAUUUUAUAAUAUCGUCUCCAACUCAUUCAAGCGGGAAAGCAGUAGCUGCUUUGACACUAUAAAACAGUCGUGGAAUGCACUGACAUCUGAGGGUCAGGGAAAGGAUGGCCUUCAGCAACUGUCAAAAACUUUUCGCUUGUGUCGGGAACUUAAGAGUGUCCAAGACCUUACAAACUGGUUGGAUUCUGCUUAUAGUUAUUUGGGGAUGGUUAAUUACCCAUAUUCUUCAAACUUUUUAAUGCCUUUACCUGGACACCCCAUAAGAGAGGUAUGCAGAAAGAUUGAUGGUUCUCCUGAUGGGUCUAGCAUUCUGGAUCGUAUAUUUAAUGGUGUAAGCAUCUACUAUAAUUAUACUGGAGAUGUUGACUGUUUUCAACUUGACGAUGAUCCUCAUGGCAUGAAUGGGUGGAACUGGCAGGCGUGCACUGAGAUGGUUAUGCCAAUGUCUAGUGAUAGAAAUACAAGCAUGUAUCCAGCAUAUGAUUGGGAUUACUCUGCUUUCGGAGAAAAGUGCAGGAGGGAUUUCCAGGUGACACCAAGGCCUAGAUGGAUAACAACUGAAUUUGGUGGACAUGAUAUUGAGCAUGUAUUGAAAUUCUUUGGAAGCAACAUCAUAUUCUCUAAUGGUCUAUUGGAUCCUUGGAGUGGUGGCAGUGUUCUGAAGAAUAUAUCUGAAACAAUUGUUGCUCUUGUUAUGGAAGAAGGUGCACAUCACAUAGAUUUGCGUGCUUCAACGACUGAGGACCCUGACUGGUUAGUGGAACAGAGGGCAACUGAGAUCAAGCUGAUUGAAGGUUGGUUGGAUACUUACAGUAAGAAAAUGCAAGCAACCUUCACAAUGUAGAUGCUUCAACGACCGACGACCCUGACUGGUUAGUUAGUGGAACAGAGGGCAAAUGAGAUCAAGGUUGGCUGGAUGCCUACCGUAAGAAAAUGCAAGCAACCUUCAAAGUGUAGAUGCGAAAGAUUUUUGGAGCUUGGACGUAAAUGUAAACGUGUAUAAAUAGCUUCCAAGUCUAACUCCUGCUUCUGCCCAUCUUUUCAAUCUGGGAUUGCCAAAUAAACUACUACUUACAUUUACUUUUCUUACUUCUCCCCUCCCACCUCUCUCCUGUAGGCUAACCCCUUUUUUCUUUUCGCGUUAACACAAAAAAGGUUUAUUUUCGAGUUCACUGCAGCUUAAAUCCCAGGUAACCUCACUCAAGCAAUAAUGUGCACGCAUGGGAUGAACACUGAACCUUUGUCAGGGCGAUGAAAUGUAUGUUUAUCACAUUGAUGGCCUCUUUAACAUGCAUUCUUCCUUAAAUUCUUGUUCGAAAUUGACUUUGAAAAGGUUAGGACGGAAUUUUGAGUAUUAGAAAGCGUUGGCCCAAGAUUUUUUUUCCUUAGAACUUGCUAGUCCAUCAAUGAUUGAAUAAGCAAAGAUGGUUUCCCUUGUGGUGUCUGAAUGGACAAGUAUUCUUUUUGAUUCCAUAUAAUAAUGCCAGAAGGAUUGAAUUUGCUGAGAAGAUACUGUAUUUGC